Myxocyprinus asiaticus (Chinese sucker) is the source of this 917-nucleotide messenger RNA. RefSeq names its product complement component 8, gamma polypeptide (gene c8g). Gene Ontology annotation, cellular component: membrane attack complex. Gene Ontology annotation, biological process: complement activation. The record is from RefSeq and is a predicted model, not a curated record. The transcript is spliced from 7 exons. Bases 134 to 766 code for a protein of 210 amino acids. Lineage: Eukaryota; Metazoa; Chordata; Actinopteri; Cypriniformes; Catostomidae.
CACUGGACAGUUGACUAACAGCUACCAGAAAGCAGACUGUCCUUGUUAGCAAAGCUCUGACAGACCCACGGGGAGAAUUAAUAUAUGGUAUAUUGGUAAACGAAAAGAUAAAAAGAACUAAUUAAAAGUUGCAAUGAUUCGCUUCUGGCUGCAUCUGUUGUGUGUGCUGGUCUGGCUCAGUUUUUGGGUACCUGCUCAGGCACGAAGAGCACGUUUUAAACCAAUACCUCCACCGAAGCCAAAGCAAUCCGAGGCAGAAAAGGCUAUUGAAAAACUAGCUCCAGUUCAGAACAUCAACAUUGAUCAGAUGAGUGGCAAGUGGUACCUGAUUACUGUGGCAUCACGGUGUAAGAAUCUUCUGGAGAGUGGCUUCAAAGUGGAGAGCACAGCUAUAACUUUAGAUGUAACGGGUGACAAGGUGUCUACAAGCACUCUGAGAAAACUAAAUUAUGAGUGUUGGGAGAUCAAGCAGAACUACAUGAAGACAACGACCCCUGGCCGUCUUCUUCUCAAAGGGAAGAGACCUAAGGAGGAUGUGGAGAUAAUUGUGCUUGAGACGAACUACAGCUCCUAUGCUGUGUUGGCUUUCAAGAGAGCAGGGGAAAUUACCAUGAAAUUAUAUGGACGGUCCAGUGACGUGCCUGAUGAUAUAGUGGAUAAAUUUGAGAAUCGAGCAAAGACAUUCAAUUUGGGAUUGGAUGUUGUUUUCCAGUUUCCUGACUAUGGAUUUUGCCAGUCGCCAGAUAAGAUGCUGGAAAUGACCUAAUGAGCUGUGGUGGACCAGCAUUUGUAUUGCAGAACGCCUGUGACUGUGACAUACAACAGUACCCAUCAAUCAGACCUGAGCAAAACGAGAAAACAGUCUGAUGAUCAGCAUGCAAAUAAUUAAAAACAAUAAAGUUUUUUUUUAUAUACCA